UUUGGCGGAAUCUGGAAUAGCGCUCUCGCAGUGCGAAGCGCAACCGUCGAUGAUGGGCACCGAUCCCGGACAGAACGUGCUAUCUCCCUUCCACGCCUUGGCUCCCGGCGCUAACAGCUUGCUGAUACCGGUAUCUCCUCCCCCGCCUGCUGCAGCUCGCGUUCAAGCUCGCCUACCGAUUAAAAAUUGCCGCAUUCCCGCUAGUUUCUCGAGGUCGUGUUCUUGUAUUGGACGGAGGCGAUUACCAGUGCGAUCUUUGCUUUUCUGCAAUGGUUUUGGUGGGUUUGUCUGGCCUUUUGCCUGUUUGCUCUGGUAUAUGUGGUUUGUUAGGGAGUCCUGUGUUCCUUUGUUUUGAACUUCUAGCGUUUCCGUUCCUUGAGGUUGUUGCGUAGAUUAGUGGACAAGGUUGUGAUUGUGGUUCAGUGGGAGGGAUGAUGAGAUGCAGCAGCACGCGGAAGAGUUUCGUGUAAUUUGAACACGAUCUUGUUGACGACAUCGUUGUGUGUCCCCUGUUCGAGUGCACCGAAAGUCCGUGCCGUUUGUGUGUGCAUUCGAUUCGUGAAUUUUAAUUCUCGACUGAGUGUGGACUGGCGUCAGUGUAAGGAGUGCAGAGUUUUUGUGCUGCGUGCUCUGAAGUGCGAGCAUUGUAUUCGAUGUUCGUUGGUUUCUUCCUUUCAUCCUUGUCGGGAACUUGCUCGGAUCAUCUUAGAAUUACUUCGUUGAAUUGGAAGCUGCAAAUGGCUCCUUCGUCCUGCGAUUUUGAAUGCCCUCACCAAGGUCAUACUUGCGGGGACUAGGCAUUUCCUGGGCUACAUUUUUCUCGUAUGAUAUCAACACGAGUCAGGCUGGGAUCGAUAACAGUUUUUGAAAGAUGACUCAUUUGCAACUGGAAAUGCGUCAAACCUUUCCUUUUUCUAAUGAGUGACAACCCCUGUACUGCGUUGGCAUUGUGGAGCAAUGUGGACGAAUUCAACAGAGUUUCUGUCACAUGUCCGGGAUAGAGUACUUUGAAAGGCUGCCAGUGCGGAUUGAAUCCCCGGCUGGUAACUGCAACCAGGUUGAGAUGUCGUGCUUCUCAACAUAUCUACCAGUAUUCGUCAUUCGGUAACGGAGACUGAUCCAACGUGAAGCAGUAUGUAACUCCUCCUGUCUUUCCCUAUCUGGAAGUAGUGCGAAAGAAAAACAGCUUGAAUUGAGAACUCUAAAGGGGUGUCUAAUUAAACGCAUUGCGAAGAUUAAAGUGAGCCCGGAAGAUGACGACCUUGCGGGAAAUAGGCGUAGCAGCACUUGUCAACAUCGGCCUCACCAUAUUGUUCCUGUUGAGUUUUGUGUUUCUUAGUCUUCAGCCAGUGAACGAUCGCGUCUACUAUCCGAAGCUGUACAUUAAGGGUCUUCGUAAGGGAAGACCAAGAGCAACUCCUCGCCAGCUGAAGCCAAUAGAGAAGUACGUCAAUCUCGAGCUCAAUCAGUAUACGAGGUUAUUCGACUGGGUCAAGUCUGCUCUCCGCAAGACCGAGAAUGACAUUAUCCAGCACGCGGGACUCGACUCCGCAGUCUAUCUCCGCAUCUUCUUGGUCGGGUUGAAGAUCUUCAUACCCCUGAUGAUACUGAGCAUGGCGAUUUUGGUUCCUGUGAACGUAGGAGCGGGAUCGCUGGCUGAGUCGGGGACAGAUGUUACCAGCAACACCACCGAUACGAAAUUCCUGUUUAGCUCUAUCGACAAACUUUCCAUGUCUAAUGUACCUAAUAGAUCUCCAAGGCUCUGGGCACAUCUGGUUAUGUCAUAUGUUUUCACCGCCUGGGUUUGCUUCAUUCUUUUCAUGGAAUAUAAGAGCAUCGCAGCACUGCGCUUGAAGUUUCUCUCUGAUGAGACAAGGCGGCCCGAUCAGUACACAGUUAUGGUAUUGCAAAUACCUGACAAGGGCACUCUGCCCCUUGGCAAACAAGUCGAGACUUUCUUCCGCACAAACCACCCAGAUUAUUAUUUAACGCAUGAGAUGGCGUACAAUGCAAACAAGCUGACCAAGAUUGCAAGGGAAAGAGACAAAGCACAAAACUGGCUAGACUAUUUCCAACUCAAGUAUAAGCGUAAACCGGCCAUGAGACCCAUGACCAAGACGGGCUUUUGUGGUAUCUUCGGAGAGCAAGUCGAUGCAAUAGACCACUACUCAGCUCUAGUGGAACGAUUGACCACGGAAGCAGAAAUCGAGCGUGAAUUUGUGAUAAGCGACCCAAAGGCCAUAAUGCCGGCAGCGUUUGUUUCCUUCAGAACCCGCUGGGGGGCUGCUGUUUGCGCCCAAACUCAACAAGUGCAAGACCCAACGUUGUGGCUGACAUGCUGGGCGCCAGAGCCGCGCGAUGUAUACUGGCCCAACCUUGCGAUACCGUAUGUCCAGCUUGGUUUUCGACGACUAGCAAUUACUGUGAUUGUUUUCCUCACGGUCUUCUUCUACAUGAUUCCGAUUGCAGCCGUGCAAUCAUUGGCAAACCUUGAAGGGCUUCGAAGAUCCAUUCCCGCUCUCGAUGGAUUCCUUCAGAUGGAAUUCAUUUCAUCGUUUGUUCAAGGAUUUCUACCAGGGCUCAUUUUGAAACUCUGCUUCCUGCUUCUGCCGAUGUUUAUAAUGUUUCUCUCGAAGUUCGAAGGACAUCUGUCCAUAUCGAAGCUUGAGCGGCGUGCAGCUGCGAAGUACUAUUAUUUCGUGGUCGUCAACAUAUUCUUCGGAAGUAUUCUAACAGGAUCUGCAUUUCAGCAGCUGAAGACUUUUGUCACAUCCUCAAUUGUGGUUGUGCUGUCAAACAGGUUUCUGAACACGAUAGCACUAUCCAUACCUCAGAAGGCGUCUUUCUUCAUCACGUACAUCAUGGUGGAUGGGUGGUCCGGUCCGGCUGGGGAGAUCCUUCGACUCACGCCGUUGGUGAAAUACCAUGUUAAGAAUACAUUGUUUUGCAAGACUGACAGCGACAGACUGGAAGCAGCUUCCCCUGGGACCCUGACUUUGGAUGAGACUCUGCCCCAGCUGCAACUUUAUUUUUUGAUGGGUCUGGUGUAUUCGGUCAUUACACCAGUCAUCAUUCCAUUCAUUGUCGUAUUUAUGGGCUUCGGUUUUGUCGUUUACCGUCAUCAGAUUAUCAACGUGUAUGACUCCGCCUACGAGAGCGCAGGAUCAUUCUGGCCUCACGUUCAUGGGCGCAUUAUUGCUGCUCUCAUUAUUGAGCAUGUUACACUUAUCAGUCUGUUCCUUGUUAAAGGUCCGAUAACUUUCGUCCAAACACCUGCCGGAUCGAGCGUCAAGGAUCAAAUUCUUCGUUAUGUGAGAGAUUCUUGUAGUUCGACACCCUUCAUGAUUGCCUUGCCGGUGUUGACUUUGGUUUUCAACAACUACUGCAAAAAGCGAUUUGAGCCUGCCUUCAAGAACUACCCGGUAGAGACUGCUGUGGAGAAGGAUACUAUAGAUAGACGGGAAGAACCGGACUUAAAUCUAGCCGUGUUCUUCCGAAAUGCAUACAAUCAUCCGGCUUUUUCAGAUGAGAAGAUUGCAGUCCGUGGAGAUGUGGAGAAAGGCCAGGAAUACGGGAAGGAUAUUGAAGAGGAUGAGAAGGCUACUUUACAUGACUCGUUAGCGGGGAUAGAUAGUGAGUUCGUUGAGGUGGACAUGAAUAGUAAAGAGUCAGUCCAAGACACAUCACCCUUGCCUUUGAAAUGGGGAGCCUUUGGUCAAGCCACUAAGCUUCAUGCAAAUCAAGAUACAUCCUUGCCAGAUCUCGGCGAGGGAGAUUCUGCAUCUUUGAGGAAAAGAUCAGGUCGAAAAAGCGGAGCCUCACUCUCUUCCAAGGGAGAGAACGUGGAAGGACUCAAAAAGGAUACUUCGACGUCAGGAAAGCUCCCAACAAGUGGGGAUGACAGCGGCAACGAACUGGCAAGAGUGCGUUCGCUCCAGCGUUAUCUGCAAGGUCAGCUUUCACGUGACAACUCAUUUGCUGAGCCAUCGUCUGCUCUCAACUCAGAAAUAAUCAUGGAGAGUGAUGCCGAAAAAGCACUUGUGAGAGACUUGCAGCGAUAUUUGGCAGGGCAGCUGUCAAGAGAAAAUUCUUUCUCUGGAGAACACAUUGAGGACGACAUCGACGACGAAGCUUUGAGAGUAGCUUAUUUGCAGGGCUACUUGAGAGGGCAACUUUCACGUGAGCACUCAAGCUUAGAGUCUUCUCCUCUUAUACUCAAAAUGAAAACCUCCCAUAAAGAUGACAAUGAGAAAGUUGGAGACCAACUUACCCUCUCACCCUUCACAUUCAAGAGAGGAGUUCUGUAUGAAAGUGGCGUUGUUGAAGGCGAUGAAAUCAUAAGUGCAUCCUACCUCCAGGGAUAUGUGAAAGGGCAGCUUUCUCGAGAUAACUCUGGCUUCGAGUCUGGUUCUCCUCUUACAUUUCGGCGCGAAGCAUCCUGUAGCAAUGAAAAUGACGAAGGGAAAGGUGGAGCAUCACCCUCCUCUGCACACUCUCCAGGUUCGCCACCGAUCUUUGGAACAGGAAGGGUCGGUGAGAGUGGUAGUUCGCAGGAACUGAAGCCAUCGCCGCUGAGUAGCUCAUCAAAUCAGAAUGUUCUUAGAGCACAGACGAUGAGCACAAUUAAAGAAACUUCUGAGAUCCUCUCUGAUGCUCAGAUAGGACAGUCUCCUCGAGCCAAGAAUUUCCACACGUCGAAGGAAGGAGUAAACCCUUCUCAGGAGGCAGAGAUUGCACACCCAAGACCGUUAGCAGAGGUUUCCCAACCUCCUCACAAGCGUGGAAAGGCAGUGGGUUCAUUAAGAGAGGUUAUUUACCUGGACACCCCCACAUUCGUCAGGCCAAAUCGUUCAAAACCAUUAAAAAUUCAAUUAAGAGAAACUCAGGACACGACCAGCAGUCGUCCUUCUAAGGGUUUGAGACAUCGGAAGGUAGAGAAGGAGACUCCUUCUCAAAAGUCGAGGACAAUUUCUUCAAGUACGUCGUCAAAGAGUCGUCCAAUUACUGGAGCAAAGACACUCAAUACCGUGAGAGGAGCUGAAGUUGAAGCAAGCUCCUCCGAGAAAUCCGAGUUUCGUCAAGCCAACACUCCUGGCAACCUCGUGCAAAUUGAGCCCCAGGAUCAGCCUGCCACACUGCAGCGUCUCAAGGUUUCAUCCACUGAGAAAAAGAAGAAUAAGAACUUUGAUAAAAAGAAAACGCGAGGGGGAAAGUCUUCAUCUUCAUCUUCUUCCUCUUCUUCGUCGUCAUCGUCUUCCUCCGAAGAAAGUGAAAACGAUGAAAAUUUGAACAAACAUUCUGAUUUUUCACCCGAGGAUCACCUAUUAGCUUAGGACUUCACUUGGUCAAAUCCUCGCGAAAUGUUACCUUAGGAGCUCUCCCUUUACCUGAACACGGGAUGAGCGCCUUCUUAAUUUUACCAUGUUAACAGACAAGGCAAUCUCAUGAAAAACCUCGAUUCUUUA
This is a messenger RNA of Physcomitrium patens, 5465 nucleotides long. The record is from RefSeq and is a predicted model, not a curated record. NCBI's taxonomy places the organism in Eukaryota, Viridiplantae, Streptophyta, Bryopsida, Funariales, Funariaceae.